GCCAUCAUGAGUCAAAUUUGACAUUUAGUGAGUAACUCAGCACAAAAAAGAAUUUAGAUGAAGGGGGAAAAGCUGUGUUUCUUUACAUGUGCUGAAUUUUUCGACUUGGUGGCGGAGAAAUGCGUCUUUAUUUGAAGCAUGAGCUUACGAAGAAAACCAUUCCAAACGUAACCCUUCGAGAUGGCUAUCAACCCGCGGUGGGCAACACGUUACCAUGCCGACCCGAGACUGGAGAAUUGAUUCCAAUAGAGCCAGCGCUAUGGUACAAAACUUUACUCAUAGACGCCAUCAUUAUCGAUUGUGACAGACAAGAGGUCAAGUGGAGAAGAAAAAGGUUAUCAGGUGGUAUCCCUGAUAGGGGCAGUUCUACUGAAACUUUCGAGACUUACGUUUUAAAAGAUAAUGACGAUGAUGUGUACGAGUUUCUGGCUGAUGGUUCGGAUGGAUUCCCAUCCCUGGGCGAUUUCGAGGAGUCCAUGUUUGGCAGAGGGGUGUAUGAUUACGAGCCUACAACAGACAGCGUGUUCCAAGAGGUUGUCGACCUGUUUGAAAACGUACGCAACAAAAGGACCAGAUUCAAAGAGUUCAACCUAUCAGUACUCCGGCUGCUCCAUUGCUACAUCUUGCCAAAUGUUGUUUUGUGGCGAAAAGAUGUGCCGAUGCUGAAGUAUGCUCUGAGUUUCAUGGAUAGACAAAUGGAGCUAGCAGAAGCAGCCAUUGACAAAAAAAGCCAAAGUGUUCAGCUUUUGCAAGCCACCCUCAAACGGAUGAGAGGUUUAUUUAUAGACGAGUUCCAAAAAGAAGAGCAAGUUAGGCUGUACAAUACUGACUUUUUGAGAAAGAUUUCAUAUAAACUUCAGGGUGAUGUGAAUGAUCUCUCUGAGGAACUAGAAAACCUGCAGGUUGAAGUGGAGCAAAUAAAACAACGUGGGGGAGAGUCACCAGCGGCUGUCUCCUAUUUAGCUGAGAAACGUCAAGUUAGAGAUCUUGCCUGGCGAAAGAAAGAACGCGCAACAACGAUGCGUGAAAAUGUGCGCAACGUUGUUGCAAAGCCGUCGAAACCAAAGAAGUUUCGACGCGUUUGGGGCUUGAAACCGACCAUGUUGGAUUCCCAGUUUAGGUACAUGGAGGUUCAUAAACUGUUUGAAGAAAAGAAAGCAGAAAUGCUUGAACUGUAUAAUAGAAAAUUGAAAGUGAUAAGUGUGAGGGAAGCUAUUAAGUCUGCCUUGGCAGACUUAGCUGUAGAUAUGGAAACGGUUGGCCUGCAGCUUAAAAUAGAUGGAAGUGAACGUGCAACGGAUGUAAUGGGCAUUGCUGGCAAACCAGAGGAAUGGAUGACCUUAGAAGAAAGAGUGGGCUGUGUCAUUUUAAUACCAGACACGCCAUUAUUCCAAAUGCACAGAGAGCUGUGCCAUUCUAUUAAAGAUCAAAUAAGGACAGUCUUAGAUGAGGUCGGAAUUUUAAUUGUUGAUAGUGGAAGUAAUGUUGUGUUUAACCAGAUGGAGGCCUCGUUCAAAACUUCGUUAGACUUAGCAGGCAUGCAAGCACAGCGUCGCCGCGCUCGCAGCAGCUGUUCACGACUUAUCCAAAGCAUCUGCUUGUACGGUGAGGAGAGUGUACUACCGCUGAAAGUACACUGUGAAAAGAUCAGAAAUGACAUACAUGAAGGCAUCGGCAAAGUUGUCCAAUGUUUGAAGGAGCUUCACGAGCUGAGUACCAGUGAAGGCAAGCUUUGGAUGUGUUAUGAGACACACAUAUAUCCUCAGGUCAUGCCGCAUUUGAUCACGCUGUACGAGGUGGCUUACAAACCUCUCACAGCCAUGCUUGUUAAAAAAAUUCCGUCCUUAAGUGCAAAGGACCUACAGGUCCAGGAAGAAUGGUUGUUAGAACUGACAGAGUGUGACCAAGACACUGGCCUAUCAUUACCUCACUACUGUGGAGUCCCACAGCCAGACUCUGAUGAAACAUUAGAAAAACGUCCCCAUUCUGAUUGCUCAGACACUGAGCCGACAGGAGAGGGAACUGAGGAACUCUCCAAUCGGAUUUCGUACGAACUAAGCAGCCAUAGUCUCCAUGAAUUAUAUGUGAGGGCAAAUAGGGAUGGACAAAAAAUCCAACGAGAACUGGAGAUGAAUCGAAUGCCAGUGAAUGUUUUAACCGCCAAUGGAACUAUGGAAGGUCAGGAUUUAUAUAAUGGCAGCGGGAAUGGAGGUGAAAUCAACACUAUACAGGAAGAACCAGAAGACAGACUUGAGAGUAUGGCCAAUUUUUCUGCAAAUAAUGCAGGGUCUUCGCCUGUCUUGGAAGAAAAAUCCCAUAACUCAGCUCCUGUCAUCACAAAAAAUUCCUGCAACUGUAAAAUUGGCGAUUCUAAUCCUCCACCAAGGUACUCUUUCAAAAUUGCCUUUCAGCCUGCCAUGCACUACAUAUACUCAAUCUCCGAUAAUGUUACCGUCCUUGGCAAACUCAUUCAACUUACCAAAGCUUUCCGAUUCAUCGGUCACAAAGUAUCGGAGUUGCGAAGCAACCUUAGUAACCAUAGAAACGGGAAAAAUAAGGUGUAUCAGGCCUGUUGUGACGACAUGGUGACAGUAUGUCUGCUUCUACUCACAUAUCUACCCGGAAAUGAACUGGCUCGUUUCUAUGUCAACCUCUCUCUGAUGUAUGAUCUCAUGGCGCCAUGCCUGCGUGAUGGUGUCCAUGACUGCACUAUGGUCAAUUUCAAAAGCGCCUUUCAGUUUGCUAUUUCGCAGCAGAUUGAUAAGCAGUUAAGAGUAAACAGAGAAUCAGAUGUCUGAUGUAACAGUAUUGAUGUAUAUUUUUAAUUACAUUAACAUACAUCAUAUAUCAGUUAAAUUUUGCUACAAAUGGUUGCCCAUAUCCUGCGAGACAGGAAGACCAUUUUGUGCAAUAUUUUUGACUACAUGAUUUAUAUGUUAAAAUGAAUAUUCAUUGUCAAAGAAAAAGCAUAUUUCAGUAUUAUUCUUUUACACUUAAGAUGUUGUGCAGAUAAAAAGUGUUGAAACUUUUCCAGUUUUUGAGCCAAGUUUUCGGAGCAAAGGGAGAUUUUUAACUGAAUUUUCAUAAAAAAUAAAAUGUUUAAAUUCAUCAGCAGAAAUAUUGUAUUAAUGUAUUUUAACUUUUAUACAACUUUACCAUGUAUUGUACAAAGCUAUUUUAAUCUGGCUUUAUUGCCUUAAAACAAAUAAUAUUCCCUGAGUGAAAUGAUAUUUUAUGGUAGGCCUUGCAUUGGCUUUCACAUUUUGUAUGUUUAUGUCACAAAUUUUAAACUGUGCUAUUCUCGAAAAUGGCUUAAAACAGGAGUCAAAUAUAUGCAAUAAACUAUGCAAUAUUCAAACUAUAACACCUCUUGAUUCACUGCUUAGAAAGUACCUAAAAAAGUAAUUACAUUUAUUUUAUUUACAAAUUGUGCAAAUAUGAACUCUAUAUUGGGAGGUGUGAUUUUAAGUCAGUUUCUUAUUUUUUAGCGCAAAGUAAUGUAUGAAAGAUUGGUUUUAGAAUUCCUUCAGACAUGUUAAAUCUGUUAAAAUUAUGUUAAAAAAUUUUAUUGUUUUUAUGGUGGAAGUUGAGACAUACUUUUCAGCGUUAAAUAUACCUUUUGUUUUCUCACACAUUUAUUGGUCAGAAACCCUCUCCACAAUUGUUUCUUAUCUGAUGGAUUUACAUUUUUUAUUGGCAGUUUUUAUCCAGUUUUAGAUGUAAAUACUGGAUUUUUAACUACAUGUAUUAUAUAGAGAGUUAUCAUCUCAUUUUAGGAAAAUGUGUUUUUAACAAAACAAAUUUCGGUAAUUUUGAACAAAUUUUGUACCAGAACAAGACCCUUUUUGUGUUCAAACUUUACAAAACCUUUUGCCAAUGCUUGGAUUUUGGGUAAUAUGCUGUUAUAGCAAAACUGUAACUAUAGCUCUUGAUCCAUGGGAAACAAGUCUUCAUUACUUUUUUCGUGAACAUAUUACUGGUGUAUAAAUGAUCAUGUAUAUGAAUCUAUGAUAACUCUUCUGUUACAACCGAUUAUACAUGCAUGCACAGAAACGAAUGUCAGGUUAUAAGCUCAGGCCUUCUUGGUAACUUAGUAGCUUGGAUGAGAGAGUAGCAUAUUGUUUUUUAUUGAUAACUUCUGCCAGGUUUUACUUUAAUUAGCUGCCUGGCAUUGUUUCGAUUUUGAGUCUAUGAAAGACCUUUUCUAAGCUAAUAGUACCUGCCUCAGAGCCUGGUCUCUUCUCAUUUUGAAAUGUUCGCCCCAAGUUUGAUUCUGCUUACAAUUUGAACUUCCAGUGGAGUUCGAAAAUAUGUUAAAUGACCCCCAAAUUUCGCCCAAAACAGGGCAAUUUUACAAGCAAAUAAAUAUCAUAAAAUGUUACUUUUGGUGCUAAAACAUACUACUUCCAGUAGGAUAUCAUUCUACCUUCCAAACAAACCUCAAAACACAUGUCUGUGAUCAGCUGAUUUCUCUUAAUCAGGCAAAAUGUUCAACUUUGCCAGGGGUUAAAUUUUAGGUCAUUCACUACUUAAGCUGAGCAGUCAGUGUGUUUUGCUUUGUACUGUUCAUCUCUUUCAAAUGUUUACCAUCAAUCUAGUUUGAAGAUGACCUAUAGCUAGAGUACAGAACCAACCUGACUUUCUUUACAUGUAGAUGUACUGAAAUACUUUGUGGAAAUUUGUUUUCCUGCACGUUUGAAUUUAUUUGAUGCACGGCAGUAAAUAUGUGAAUGUUCAACUAAUAAGAUCACUUUACAUUGCUUUAUAAAGCUUUUAUUUAGAUAUUUAUUCUGUGGAAAAUGUGAAGUUUGAGAUCGUAAAAAGCCUGAAACUUUGAAAUUAUCAAGGUAAAGUAAUAUGUAGCUAGAUCAGAUGUGAUUGUGAAUUUGUGAACUAGUGAUUGAUAUUGUUGAUUAUGUUUACUGUGUAUGUCCUUGUCCUAAGGCUAUAUAAACUCAUCAACAAAGAUUUGGCCAGAAUUUGAAAUAAGGCCAUCUCAUUUUGAAUUUUCUGCUACUCUCCGUAUCUCGUUCAUGUUAAUUUUGCCAGAAUAGAACGUCUCAGAGACACCAAGACACCACCCAGGCUAAACCUAUGCCCAUAACCAAAUUUCUGUGUAGGUCUAAUUAUGUGUGAUUAUAUGGGUUAAACAUUGGAUACAUACGUGUAUAUCAUACAUGUAUCACAGCAGUAUCCUCCUCCUGCAUGUUCUGCAGCACUAACUUGUUUAUGAUGCUGCCUCACUGUAAUAUGAAUACCAUGACAAAGACACCAGACAUGACACCAUAGACCAGUCACAAUAUAAUACUGGCAUGGGUGUGAUAAAUUGUAAAUGUUUCCCUAGGUUGAGUUUCAAGGAAGGAAAGUGCAAUGUACCAAGAGUGCCUUGAGGAUGUGCGAUCAAACAAACCAAACAUAUGAUCAGAUAUAUUUGUGAAAUCAUUUAUGGUCCACUGCCAUUUGGAUAUUGU
This is a messenger RNA of Liolophura sinensis, 5471 nucleotides long. RefSeq lists its product as uncharacterized. The transcript has a single exon. Lineage: Eukaryota; Metazoa; Mollusca; Polyplacophora; Chitonida; Chitonidae. The coding region runs from base 120 to 2798 and encodes 892 amino acids. The record is from RefSeq and is a predicted model, not a curated record.